Bicyclus anynana (squinting bush brown) is the source of this 1113-nucleotide messenger RNA. RefSeq lists its product as uncharacterized. The record is from RefSeq and is a predicted model, not a curated record. The coding region runs from base 177 to 809 and encodes 210 amino acids. The transcript is spliced from 4 exons. Lineage: Eukaryota; Metazoa; Arthropoda; Insecta; Lepidoptera; Nymphalidae.
CGAGGUGGACGUGUUUACCGGAAUUGUGCGAACACGGAAACUACGUAACGGUAGAAAGUUUCGUGAAUAUUUGAAGUUGCUUUUAAUUUUUCACUUUAAUUUGAUACCGAUGUUUCCGCUGCUGUGAAACGACUUUGCGUGUGUUUAUAAAAUAAGUUCGCAUUCAAAGACUUGAAAUGGAUUGCAGCUCGGUGCAGAAUACAUUCUUGUUUAUUUUGCUCGCUUUAUUAGUAGGUCAAGGUGAUGGUAGAUGGAAGAAAUCUAAUCGAGAAAUGCUUCAGCAUGAUGUGAAACUAUUUAAGAAAAUGACUGAAAGAAUAAAAGAAGAACUUGGGGCAUCUUACGAAGACUUCUCUGAUGAACAUUUUGCGGAUUAUUUUAUCGAAGAGAUAGAUUAUUUGCAAAGCAAAAUUGAGAGAAACUUGAAAAGGAAAACAACAGAAACACGUAAAGAAUUUGACUAUCCAAAUGUUGAUUACUCAAAUAAUGUAAAUUAUCCACCGCACCACUUCACUGAAGACGCUUUGCAAAAUAUACAAGCUUCAGCGAAAAAUGUAACACUUGAAAAUAGAAAUUUCGAAUGGCCUAGCUUUGAAGACAUUUUGACUGAAAUGGGUAAGAAAUACGAUUGGAAAAAUGAUAGAUGGAUCAAAGUUAAAGCUAAAAUAAAGGAUAAAAAUUACACUAAGCCCACGAACUCUAAAAAUAAUAUAGUACACAUAAAACACAAUUUUAGAUAUAAAAUUGUGAAAUUAAAUAGGGCAAAGAGUAAAAGAAAUAUCGUGGUCGCAGUUACAGCUGUUAGAUAGAUUAUUAUGAACGUUCGUAAAUUGCUUAAGCUUAUUGUCGGUUCUGUAUUUUAUAAACUAUAAGGGACCAAUCAGACAAAAACUGAUGAUUUAUUUUAAUGAAAUAAUUAAUAACUGUACGGGCUAUAUAUAAGUAUGUGUUUGGCUUAAACCAGUAUAAUGUUAGUAAUUAGUUACACAAUAAUAAAAAAUACAAACCGUUUGUGACAAAAAGUUAGGAAGUCUUUUGUUGUUGAUAUUAAUUAUACAAUACUUAGUGUUUCUUGGAUAAUCGAACCAUUGUUAAAAUCAAUAAAGAUAAGCU